UGUGUUUUGUGUUUCCCGCUCAAAAUUCUUUCUGUCUGUUCUUGCAGCGUCGGUUUAUUUUUAUUAAUUAAAUAGGACAAUAAUUAAAGUGUUUCUUAAAGUUUAUUAAUUUAUAACAUCAUGGAAGGUUUUGAUCAACCUGGAAUAUUUUUCUCUGACAAUUUUUCUGUUGACGGCGAACAAAAUCAAGAAGAUAAUGCAACUUUUCAAGCAUCAAAAAAAAAGUUAAAGGAAUUUAUUCGUCAAUUUCAUGAAGGGAAUUUUAAUUAUAAAUAUCGUGAUACUCUAAAACGAAAUUAUAAUCUUGGCAAGUACUGGAUUGAAUUUAAUUUAGAAGAUUUAGCUGCUUACGAUGAAUCGCUUGCGGAGAAAAUUUACAAACAACCAACGGAAUAUUUACCAUUGUUUGAAGAGGCUGCGAAAGAAGUUGCUGAUGAGCUUACAGCACCAAGAUUAAUUGGCGAAGAAAAAAUUGAAGAUAUUCAAGUUCUUCUUACAUCGGAUGGUAAUCCAGUUUCAUUGAGAGGAAUGAAGCCCGAUGCAGUAUCGAAAUUGGUGAAAAUUCCCGGUAUAAUUGUUUCCGCUUCGGGUAUUCGAUCAAAAGCAACGAAAAUAGCAAUUCAAUGUCGUUCUUGUCGAAGUGUACAAACAAAUAUUCCCAUAAAACCCGGUCUAGAGGGUUAUGUUUUGCCGAGACGUUGCACCACAGAACAAGCAGGUCGUCCCAAGUGUCCUUUGGAUCCAUUUUUUAUAAUGCCUGACAAAUGUAAUUGCGUUGAUUUUCAAGUUUUAAAAUUACAAGAGCCAACUGAUCAAAUACCACAGGGAGAAAUGCCGCGACACAUUCCACUCUAUUGUGAUCGUUAUCUUUGCGAUCGUGUUGUACCUGGAAAUCGUGUUCUCAUUUUGGGAAUUUAUUCAAUUAAGAAAGUUUCAAAAAGCGGUGGCAAAACAAGAGGAAAAGAUCGUGCACUCGUUGGAGUACGUGCACCUUAUAUUCGAGUUGUUGGCAUUAGUGUCGAUGGAGAGCACAGUGGAGUUGGAACUCAAGAGCCAGUGACGCAGGAUGAGGAAGAUCUUUUUAGAAGACUAGCAGCUGAUCCUGAUAUUUAUGAAAAAAUUGCAAGAAGCAUCGCGCCUAGUAUUCUCGGUUCAAUGGAUAUUAAAAAGGCAAUUGCGUGCCUACUUUUCGGAGGUUCGAGAAAAAGAAUGCCUGAUGGUCUUUGCCGAAGGGGUGAUAUAAAUGUUCUACUGCUUGGUGAUCCUGGAACUGCUAAAUCACAGCUUUUGAAAUUUGUCGAGACAGUCUCGCCAGUUGGUGUUUACACAUCAGGAAAAGGAAGUUCCGCCGCCGGUCUCACUGCCUCUGUCACUAGAGAUCCAGCUAGUAGAAGUUUUGUGAUGGAGGGCGGAGCAAUGGUGUUAGCCGACGGCGGUGUUGUUUGUAUUGACGAAUUUGAUAAAAUGAAAGAAGACGAUAGAGUAGCGAUUCACGAGGCAAUGGAACAACAAACAAUAUCCAUUGCCAAGGCUGGAAUUACAACUUCAUUAAAUACACGAUGCUCAGUUCUUGCUGCUGCUAAUUCAAUUUUUGGUCGUUGGGACGAUAUCAGAGGAGAGGAGAAUAUUGAUUUUAUGCCUACAAUUUUAUCACGUUUCGAUAUGAUAUUUAUUGUCAAAGAUGAACACGAGCCACAAAGAGAUAUUCAAAUUGCAAAACACGUUAUGGAAAUUCACGCGAACGCGGGUCAAAUCACCGAGGAUAAUGUCGAAGGCGAAUUACCAUUACAUAUCUUGAGAAAAUUCAUUCACUACUGUCGAAUGCGUUGUGGGCCAAGAUUGGAUAAAGACGCGGGCGAUAAGCUGAAGAAUCGAUAUGUGAGAAUGCGUGCCGGUACACAUGAACACGAAUUGGACAUGGAGAAACGAUUAUCAAUUCCAAUUACUGUUCGUCAAUUGGAGGCUGUUAUAAGAAUUUCUGAAUCGUUGGCAAAAAUGUCUCUUAAACCAUUUGCUACGGAAGUUCAGGUGAACGAAGCUCUUCGAUUGUUUCAAGUUUCGACAUUGGACGCUGCCACAAGUGGAUCUUUGGCAGGUGCUGAAGGCUUCACUUCCGAGGAGGACCAUGAAAUGUUGGUUCACAUCGAGAAGCAAUUGAAAAGGCGAUUUGCAAUUGGUGCCCAGGUAUCACAACAAAAUAUUGUCAACGAUUUUACUAAACAAAAAUUUCCUGAAAAUGCCAUUAUCAAAGUAAUACAAACGAUGAUUCGUCGUGGUGAACUUCAACAUCGUAUGCAACGUAAAAUGUUGUUCAGGCUCUUUUAAAAAAAAAACCGACCUUCCACACUGCUACUGGAUUACUAGAUGUAUCUAACAUAAAAUCACCAUUUUCUUUGACUGCUGGGGACAAAUCUGUUUCAUUUAGGACAAAUGAAAAUGGCAUAUGAAUUAAA
This is a messenger RNA of Leptopilina boulardi, 2453 nucleotides long. It is a transcript of the gene Mcm5, whose product is annotated as DNA replication licensing factor Mcm5. Gene Ontology annotation, cellular component: MCM complex; nucleus. The transcript is spliced from 9 exons. The record is from RefSeq and is a predicted model, not a curated record. The coding region runs from base 121 to 2325 and encodes 734 amino acids. Gene Ontology annotation, biological process: DNA replication; double-strand break repair via break-induced replication; DNA replication initiation. Gene Ontology annotation, molecular function: single-stranded DNA helicase activity; DNA replication origin binding; ATP binding. Lineage: Eukaryota; Metazoa; Arthropoda; Insecta; Hymenoptera; Figitidae.